Molecule: messenger RNA, 3015 nt
Organism: Cylindrotheca closterium
Lineage: Eukaryota; Bacillariophyta; Bacillariophyceae; Bacillariales; Bacillariaceae
Source: the annotation of a GenBank genome assembly
AUGGUGAAGAUUGUUGUGGAUUCAGCGCUUCACGUUUGCCUCGUGUUGGGGCUCGUUUCCAGCGUUGUCACGGCUCAAGAAGGAACCACCAACGCUGAUCCAUUGGUCAAGGGUCCUCUGCGCCAUCGAGCUGCUCGUCUUGGUUCUCGACCCAACCUUUUCAAUCUUGGUGACUUUUGGAAGCAAGCCAAGUCGGAUCCUGCUGGUACCCUCGCUGAGUUGGAGCAAACCAAGCAACAAGCCGACACUGAUAUUGAAGAUUUGAUGGGCAUGAUUUUGGAGUCUGGAUUUAGUAUGGACAAUACCAAUCCUCCCACCCUGCGCUCUUCUACCUCUCGAGCUCCCACUGGAAUGCCAUCCCGAGCACCAACUGUGGCACCUAGCAAAGUUGCGUCCUCUGCGCCUACUACCAUGGAACCUACUGUCUCGAUGGCACCUUCGACCACCACUGCUGAUCCAACAUUCCAACCCAGUGAAUUGCCCACCGAUUUGCCAACUGCAUCGGUCCGUCCCAGUAUGGCUCCUACGGAUGAAACGAACGCUCCCACUACUUCUAGCAAACCUAGCAUUUCUACCAAGCCCAGCAAUGUGCCUACCAACCCACCAUCUGUCAGUGAGGGCCCAAGCGUUUCCCAAGCACCAUCGGGAAGACCUUCGGUCUCGGCCGCACCAACAGCAUCUACGCCCAGUACAUCGCCCACGGUCUCUGGCUCUCCCACGGUCUCGAUGCAACCAUCUAGCAACGCCCCGUCCGAUGCGCCAUCAAUGUCGAGUGCUCCAUCGGAACAACCAACUGAAGCUCCAACGGAACAACCAACUAAAGCUCCAACGGAACAACCAACUGAAGCUCCAUCCGAAGAACCAACCUUGGUACCAACUCCUUCUCCUACCAUCUCGACCGCUCCUACCAUAGCCGGUGGUCUACCAGUUCCCUCGAAAAAUCCUUCCCAAUCUACUCUACCAUCCUUGGCUCCUUCUGUCAUGGCAUCAUCCUCUCCAACCUUGUCGGGACAACCCACUUUGGAUUUGGUGCCUUCCAGCUUGCCAUCCAGCCCCCCUUCCAUAUCCAUGAAGCCAUCCAUUGCGCCUUCUCUUUCGGCAACACCCACUUCGUUUGGUUCUACUGUUCCCUCGCAAGGCCCAUCUUUGGCUCCUUCCGGAUCGACCAAGCCCAGUACAGCACCAACGGCACUGCCAUCCAUUGUUCCUACCACUUCGAAAAUGCCAAGUUUGGUUCCGACCAGGGCUCUUUCUGACGUUCCAACUGGUGCUCCUACUGUGAGCGCCGGUCCGAGUAGUCUUCCUACUGUGUCCGUGGCACCAACUAGCGCACCCUCUGUCAGCAUGGGACCAAGUGAAGUACCGACCGUUUCUACCCAACCAUCUGGUGCACCAUCCACCAGCACCCGUCCAAGCAAGGCCCCUACUGUGUCUAUGGCACCAACUAGCGCACCCUCUGUCAGCAUGGCGCCAAGUUCACUACCAACUGUCUCUCCCCAACCAUCUGGUGCACCAUCUGCGAGUGCUAGUCCAACAAGUCUUCCUUCUGUGUCUGUGGCACCAACUAGCGCACCCUCUGUCAGCAUGGCGCCAAGCUCACUACCAACCGUCUCUACCCAACCAUCUGGUGCACCAUCUGCGAGUGCUAGUCCAACAAGUCUUCCUUCUGUGUCCAUGGCACCAACUAGCGCACCCUCUGACAGCAUGGCGCCAAGCUCACUACCAACCGUCUCUACCCAACCAUCUGGUGCACCAUCUACGAGUGCUAGUCCAUCUAGUCUUCCUUCUGUAUCUAUGGCACCAUCCCCGGCUCCUACCAACAGCUUCAAACCGACUGGGGCUCCAACUCUAUCGAUGCGUCCAUCGUCAUCCCCUUCCGUCAGCAGCAACCCUAGCUCGCUUCCAACACUAUCCACGCAGCCCAGUGGGUCACCGUCGGUCAGUUCUAGUCCCAGUGCUACUGCCACAGUUUCGGUCCGUCCAUCGGCUACCCCAACGACAAGUCUUGUACCAAGCAGCACACCAACUGUUUCCAAGCAGCCUUCACUGGCACCUUCAGUUUCUGCGGCUCCCAGUUUGUUGCCAUCCAAUGCACCUUCGGAUUCCUCGGCUCCCACUUUUGUUCCUACCCUUUUGACAUGUGGAAUCACCGUGGAACAACGCUCGGUGGACAUUCGAACCAACAUUUUGACGGUGAGUGAAGAAGCCUUGUUGGAUGAUCCUCUCACUCCACAGGGCCAGGCUUUGGCUUGGUUGAUUGAAGAUGACGACCGCCUUUUGUGUCCACCCGACGACUUGAUUCAACGAUGGGCCGUGGCAGUCAUGUACUUUUCGACGAAUGGUGACAAUUGGGAUCAGUGUUCGGAUGUCGGAAUUGACCUGUGUGGUUCGCAAGACCCGUUCUUGACCAAGCGAAGAUUUUUGAGUUCCUUUAAUGAGUGUCAAUGGGCUGGAAUCUCUUGCAAUAUUUUUUCCAAGGUGACUGAAAUUGAAUUUGAGGAGAACAACUUGGUUGGAACCAUUCCAACAGAGAUUGGCUUGCUCACUGACUUGGCCAUUUGGGGAAUGGAGCGUGGAGGUUUGACUGGUCCCAUUCCCUCUCAGAUUGGGAACUUGAGCAACCUCGUCUUUCUCGAUUUGGAUUUCAACGAUUUGAGUGGGACAAUUCCUAUAGAGCUAUAUUCGCUAGCUGGUCUCACUCAGUUUGAUGUCAACAACAAUCGUCUUUCGGGAAAUAUUGAUCAAAUUGGUGUAUUUGAACAGCUUGAGUUCCUCCAAAUCCAUUCGAACUUGUUUACCGGAACAAUCCCGGCCAGCAUGGGAGCCUUGACUCGGAUGACUACAUUUACAUUGCAUGGGACUGGUUUUACAGGUGCCGUGCCAGAUGAAGUGUGUACCUUGCGUGAUAUCAAUGGAGGCCUUUUAUCUUCUCUGAUUGCCGAUUGUGGUAUCCCUAUUGGCGCUGUGAAUCCAGAAAUUUCUUGCAUUUGUUGCACCGAUUGUCGAAUCGCCUAG